Messenger RNA from Spodoptera littoralis (African cotton leafworm), 723 nucleotides. The record is from the annotation of a GenBank genome assembly. NCBI's taxonomy places the organism in Eukaryota, Metazoa, Arthropoda, Insecta, Lepidoptera, Noctuidae.
AUGACCUUCAGACUUCGUAUUACGCAGGCGGAGGUGUGCGUGAUGCGCGCGCCAGCAGGGGGCGGCGUGUCGUGCGCAGGAGUGCCGCGGUGGUCGCACUCCGCGCCUGCGCACCAGGCCGACUAUGACAACACUCCCGCGCACACGCAUCCCGUGUUCCUCCAUGACGAUCAUAUUAAUAGCCGGUUUGCUAUAUGGCAAGGUGACAUAUCUUCCCUAGAAGUGGAUGCUAUCACGAACACCACAGACGAGUCGUUGACAGAAUGCAAUGCGAUCAACGAACGCAUCCUCCAAGUCGCGGGACCUGAGCUCAAGGAAGAAAUUAUCACCAGGGGAUAUGGCACGAUCAGGCGCCACCUGGAGGCGCACCGGUCGCCGGCGCUGGUGGUGCUGUGGUCGUGGUGCGGGCCGGACGUGGCGCUGUGGAGCGCGCUGGCGCCGCUGUACUUCCCGCGCUCGCCGCGCGAGGCCGACGCCGCGCGCUGGCGCCUGCCGCACGACGCGCUGCACCACGACCGACGCAUCCGCAUCAUACACAACCCCCACUCACAUAACUCUGAUACCGCUGAAGAUGACACGUCGACGUACGACGAGGAGGCGGCAGUGGAAGCGGCUGCAGCGUUUGCCCGCGCGUGCGCACCCGACACGCAGCGCCUGCUCGCGCCAGCCAAUCAACGACAGCCUUAUGAACGGAGACCGCGCAUCGACAACCAAGACCAGUAA